AUGGUUACGUCUUUCCGGGAGAACAUGGGCAUCGCUCUGACAUGCUUUAAAGUUGGGGUAACCUGUAAUCCGGUGCCCCGCUUCCUCUUGUACAGAAAGAAGAACUUUACCAACAUGUGGGUAAUCCACUCCAGUAUGUGUGUUGGGGAGACACAUAUGCUGGAAGCUGCCCUGAUUAGCUUAUUUCAAGAUGCUUGUGGAUGUCAAAACAAACCCCACAGCGGCGGCGAAGGCGCCCUGAACCGUGAAGGCAUUGCCGGACCAUUCUACACUUACGUUGCGGGGGGUCGAGCAGAUCAGCCCAGAAGAGCCCCAUGCAAGCACGCGGUGGAGACGGCAGAGGCUGCGCUGCGUGACAACAGAGGUGGAGAGGUUCCGCCAGCUUUGCGUGAGUUCGCUAGCAUAAAGAAGAAUGAUGCAGAAGAGGCAUGUCACAAACUUUUUGCAAAGUAUGGCCUCACUAUUCCUGUGAAGAUUGAAGAAAUGAAUGUUGGGCCGGGGGAGCUAGCCAAGUUUCCUUUCCUCCCUUUCUCAUCUUGGAUGCGAUAUCUGAUCGACCAUGAGAAGCUGCACCUUGUGACUGGAGUGAGCUUGGAUGAGCAGGAUGAGCUGCUUUCCGAGUUUUGGCUUCGGUACCAAGCCAACCACCCACGCCACCAGUUGUUUGAGCUUGCGCGUGACGGGGCAGUGGACUUGGCAAAGUGUCUGCCGGUUUUUUGCCACGUUGACGAAGGGCGGACGUAUAAGUCCAAAGGCAUUAUGAUCCUCAGUGUCCACGGCUCGCUGGGGAGAGGCACUCGUGCCUACCGGCGCCGGCUUGGUGUGCGCAGGCUGCAUAUCAAGCAAAACCCCAUGGGCAUGAACUACAUGGGCAACACGUGGAGCACGCAGUUCAUCUUUUGCUCUUUGCUACGCACAACCAUGCACGACAGCCCAGAUGUUUUGGACCAGGUUCUUGAGGUCUUCUCUGCAGACAUGGCGAAGCUGGCUGUUGCUGGCGUGACGAGUACCAAUGGGAGAAGAAAGUAUUGGGCCCAGCUCUUGUGCUGCAAGGGCGACCUGCCCGCUCUUCAGAAGGUGGGUGCAGAGGCCCCCGAGGUUGUACCGUUCGAGGACUACUCGCCGCAGGCAAGGUGGAGAGACACCUGCUUUACUGAAGAUCCAUGGGAUGUGAGGCCCCCUAUGCUGGGGGCUAUUCCGCUCGACCCCAACAAAGAGCCUUCGUUUUUUCAAACGGACCUGUGGCACAACUGGCACAAUGGGCUGGCGAAGUACUUUGUGGGCAACGCUCUCUGCACCUUCAUCACCACUCAUGACUUGAUUCCAGCACGAAGCAUAGACAGCAAGUUUGAGUGGCUGACGCAAGAUUAUCUGAGUUUUUGCCAAAGGUCGCAAUUGACGCCUUUCCUGCGUGAAAUCAAUCGUGACACCAUUUCGUUUGAGUCUGCUGCCAGUCCACCACAGGGCAUGUGGAACAAAGCGGUGGUAUCCACCCACCUGAUGCUCUAUGUGGCGGAUUUCUGUUCUCGAUUCGUGAAAGGCAAAACGGAGGACUACAUUUUGAAGAAGAUCGUGAAAUGCACUUGCAUCAUGAACAUCUUCAUCGCCAGCCUCUACUCCGAAGGCUUUUGGAUGCCAUCUGAUCGG
Messenger RNA from Symbiodinium pilosum, 1647 nucleotides. The record is from the annotation of a GenBank genome assembly. NCBI's taxonomy places the organism in Eukaryota, Dinophyceae, Suessiales, Symbiodiniaceae.